GGGAUAAACAUGACAUUCAGGUUUCUCAUAUUGUUUUUUUUUUUAAUUCCAAACUGCUGUCUAGGGCUUUUAUUCCAUGGUCAAUCAAGUACUUCUAACUCAUCGGCAGACGGACAAAAUGGAAAUAAACUCGAUGAUUCUUUAAUUCACCAAUUACUGGCAAAGGACAUUGCUGCUCUUGAAAAUAAAUUAUCGGGACUAGCUCAGAAGGUUGCCACUUUAGAGCGGACUAUUUACGACGAUGAGAUACAAAAUUUUACACAGGAAAUAAAUAAUAUCAGAAAACAGACAAAACUUUGUGAGCAAAAACUUCAGGCAUACGAAGAACGAGAGGCAAACGACACAGUGAAGUGGCAGAAUAUCAUGAACGUUGUGGACAAAUUUAAAGACCAAGUUCGUUACGCAGCAGUGUCUCUUUUGGAUGUGAGUGAGAAAACCAAAGAAAUUAAUUCUUCAUUGACCAGUGUAAUCGGUAAUCUUACAAACUUACAAGGGGAUGUAUCUACUGUCCAGUACAAUGUAUCCAAUCUUUUCAGCAUCCUAAACAGUCUUCAGGUGCAACUUUCAGAUUCUUCUAAAAAAAGUGGCCUUCAGCGCAGGAGUGAGAUCUACUAA
Molecule: messenger RNA, 615 nt
Organism: Saccostrea cuccullata (small rock oyster)
Lineage: Eukaryota; Metazoa; Mollusca; Bivalvia; Ostreida; Ostreidae
Exons: 2
Coding region: 10-615 (201 amino acids)
Source: RefSeq, a predicted model, not a curated record